UAUAUUAAUGUAUGAUAAAGCUACAUAAUAAUGAAUUUAAAAAUAUUUGUUCAACAUGCUGAUUUAUACUAAAACUUUAUUUUUUUAUGAGAAUACCAAAACCAAAACCUAGUUAUUACUAAUAUAUAAUAUAUUGAGUUUUAAGUUCCCUCUUUACAAAGAUAUCCCUCAGUUUUAACCUAAUUGAAGUCUUAAAAUUUACCACUAGCGACAUAUUACAGAAAAACAAAAAAACACAUUAGUUGUAAUCACAUACACAUAAUAUAAUGGACAUAAGGUUAUUGGAGGCUUCUCGAGCAGGAAGUACCAUGUUGUUACACCAAUUGCUUCAAGAGAGCCCUCUCAUUCUCCACACAAAUGCUCUUUUCUCAUCAGACAAUCCCUUACAUGUCGCCUCAUCGGCGGGCCACGUGGACUUUGUCAGGGAGAUUGUAAGGCUAAAACCAGAAUUUGUGAAGCAAGUGAAUGAGGAUGGUUUCAGUCCAAUUCACAUAGCUUCUGCAAAUGGGCAUUUGGAGAUUGUGAGGGAGCUUUUGAGGGUUGACCAAGGACUUUGCAGAAUAGAAGGAAGAAAUAAGUGGACUCCUUUGCAUUUUGCAGCCAGCAGAGGAUGGCCAAACCUUGUCAAAGAAAUGCUAUUAGUUUGUCCUCAGAGUCUCCAAGAUGUAACAGUGCAUAAAGAAACUUCUCUGCAUCUUGCCAUUAAGAAUAGUCAAUUUGAAGCAGUUACUCAUCUUUUAGUCAAGCUUAUUACUCUAAUUAUUAUUAAGAUUAAACUAGCUUUGUCUUUUGUUUUAAAAUAUUAGUUCUGUUUUAAUAAUAGAACAAAUCAAUUUUAACUUGUUCAUCUGUGUGUUAGUGUAUAUUAAUGCUA
Cannabis sativa is the source of this 874-nucleotide messenger RNA. RefSeq names its product ankyrin repeat-containing protein BDA1. The transcript has a single exon. Lineage: Eukaryota; Viridiplantae; Streptophyta; Magnoliopsida; Rosales; Cannabaceae. Gene Ontology annotation, molecular function: protein binding. Bases 267 to 806 code for a protein of 179 amino acids. The record is from RefSeq and is a predicted model, not a curated record.